AUGCCGAACACAAGAAAUAAAUUUCCAGAAAGUGUGAGUGACCAGCAGCAGUUAAUAGAAGGUAUGUUGGAAAAACACACUAACAAAAUUUGUGAAAGACUAGAAAAACAGAUGGAUAAAUUAUAUAAUAAAUUCGAAAAUUUAGAGCUAAAAUUAAAGCAAAUGGAAGAUAGGUUUGAAAAUUUCGACAAAGAAAUUAAUGAAAAUAUAUCUAAUAUAAAAGAGACAAACAAGAAGUUAGAGAAUGUAUAUAAAAUUCAACAGAAAAAUACAUUAAGAGUAGAUGGAAUUCCGAAAACAAAUGGAGAAGAUGUAUUAAAAACAUUCUUAAAAAUUGUAAGCGAUAAAUUAAAAAUACAGUGUGAAGAUCGAGAUAUUAAUGACAUUUACAGGAUAGGAAAAACCCAACAAAAAGGCAGAAUCCGAACAGUUAUUAUCCAAUUUGUUAGGCCAGAGAUCCAUCCGAUUAACUCCUCCUUGCGGAAGGCUACCAAACGAGCGAUGUGCUCUCUAGCUAGGACGAAAUCCUGCCACUACGGGUCCGUUCCCGAUGGGAAGGGCAGUGCUGCCAAAAGCACUGGGGCUCCCAAUUCCCUAAUACCAUAUUUUGUCCAAAAGCACCUAAAUGGUUGCGGCUUGUGGGCACCAGUUAGUCUCGGCCAAUUAGAUUUAAAAUCCAACAAUCAUUCAGCACAGGAAUUUGGACCCCUGGAACGAUUACUUGAAUACCUAACAUCCCAUCAAUUGCGAGGCCCUGCUGAGAUAAGACUGCUUUAUAAUGAAAGGUUGGGCCCACAAUACGAAACUAAAGAUAAUAUUGACGUAGAACCUGUGGAACCUCAGGAAACCGCAGUCUCCCCAUACAUACAUUUUCUAAAAUGCAGACGUAAUCGAACAAAGUUGUUCCUAUGUGGAAAAAAGGAGCAGACUUCGCAGUUAUACGUCCAUGAUAUUUCCGAGAACCCGAUUAUUCAAGAUAUGAGCAAAUGUCUUAGACCGGAAAAUAUGAGGACCGCAUUCUGUAUAUACUUUUAA
Messenger RNA from Psylliodes chrysocephalus, 1035 nucleotides. The record is from the annotation of a GenBank genome assembly. Lineage: Eukaryota; Metazoa; Arthropoda; Insecta; Coleoptera; Chrysomelidae.